AUGACCGUCGAAUACAUCACUCUUCAACCCUCUGGUGACAAGAUGCCCCUUAUUGGCUUCGGCUGCUGGAAGGUUACUCCCGAUGUUGCCCCAGAGACUAUCUACAAUGCCAUUCGUUGCGGUUAUCGAUUGAUCGAUAGCGCCAGCAAUUACAAGAACGAACAAGCCAUUGGCAAGGGUAUCAAGAUGGCUAUCGAUGAAGGCAUUGUGAAGCGUGAAGACCUCUUUAUCACCACCAAGCUUUGGUCCACUUAUCACAAGAAGGAGCAUGUUCGCAAGGCAUGUGAAAAGCAAUUGGCAGAUCUUGGUCUUGAUUACGUUGACAUGUUCCUCGUACAUUUCCCUCUUCCUCUCAAGUAUGUGCCUAUCGAAGAAAAGUAUCCCCCUGGCUGGUAUCAACCUGGUGAAGAGACCAUCACCUUGGAUCGUGCACCAAUGCACGAGUGCUGGGGUGAAAUGGAAAAACUCGUUGAAGCAGGCCUUGUUCGCAACAUUGGUGUCUCCAAUUUCAACGUCCAAUUGUUGAUGGAUAUGCUUACUUAUGCCAACAUUAAGCCUUCUCUUCUUCAAGUUGAAUUGCAUCCUUAUCUUCAACAAGAGCACCUCGUCAAGUGGGUACAAGCUCAAGGCAUCGCUGUUACUGCAUACUCUUCCUUUGGUCCCACCUCAUUUGUUUCCACUGGUUCCAGACGUGCCAAGUCGGUUGAACCUCUCUUUGAGAACCCUGUCAUCAAGGACAUUGCCGCCAAGUACAACCGUAAUCCUUCCGAAGUUGCUUUGCGAUGGUCUCUUGAACGCAACGUUGCUGUUGUCCCCAAGUCUCUUAAUGUCGACCGCAUGAAGAUGAACCUUGAAGCCCUUAACUGGUCCAUGGAUGAGGAAGAUGUUCAAGCUAUCAACCAACUCGAUAUGGGUCUUCGAUUUAACGACCCUAUGGUCAACGCACAAAAGCUUCCCAUCUUCUACUAA
This is a messenger RNA of Lichtheimia ornata, 969 nucleotides long. RefSeq lists its product as uncharacterized. Gene Ontology annotation, molecular function: aldose reductase (NADPH) activity. NCBI's taxonomy places the organism in Eukaryota, Fungi, Mucoromycota, Mucoromycetes, Mucorales, Lichtheimiaceae. The transcript has 2 exons. Gene Ontology annotation, cellular component: cytosol. Bases 1 to 969 code for a protein of 322 amino acids. The record is from RefSeq and is a predicted model, not a curated record.